Messenger RNA from Mercenaria mercenaria, 2561 nucleotides. RefSeq lists its product as uncharacterized. The coding region runs from base 174 to 1100 and encodes 308 amino acids. Lineage: Eukaryota; Metazoa; Mollusca; Bivalvia; Venerida; Veneridae. The record is from RefSeq and is a predicted model, not a curated record. The transcript has 5 exons.
UGGCUAGGUAUUUCAUUGUUCUUGUAAUCCCUACAGUAAUAGUUGUAUGCGUAGCAUAUCUCACAGUGUGACAACUAAUAUUUGAUGUUUACAUUUUACGCAGUGUGGAUCUAUUUGACUACUGAAACUCGCUGUAUAAUAUACCUCUGACAGGCUUCUAUCUCAACCCCUUGAUGACAAAUACAGACCAGACCUUCCUUAAGCAGAGACUGACAGAAGGGACACAGGUUAAUGGUAGCCAUGGUGACCAACAAACAGUGUGUUAUCAAUUCCUAGAUCUCCAUGGCGAUAGUAUAUUUGAAAAUCAAGAUCACCAACUCCAAAGUUUGACUGUGGUAAAUCAAGAGGUAGAAAGGUCAGAGGUUACUGAUGUUGAAAGACUUCAACAGAGAAUAAGGGAACUAGAAGCAACGGUCUUCUUACAAAACAGAGAAAUACAGAACUGUGGAGUGGUUAAAAGAGAUUACGAAGCCGUAUUGACAAGUCUCGCAAAACGUGACACAGAAAUCUCAGCGCUUCGAGAAGACAGAGAACGGUUCAACAAUGAGUGUCAGUUUUACAAGCUUCAAGCCGAGGAGAAGACAAGCAAGUGUGAGAAGUACGAGGAACGAAUCCGUGAGAUGAAUCUGCACCGUAUAGAGGACACACGGAAAAUAAGAGACCUUGAAGGACAAGUGAGGCGCUAUAAAGAGAAGUGUAGAGAUGAAAUGGCAGAAAGAAUAUCCCCACGUGAUUUGCUUCUGUUUCCAAGACAAGAGGGAAAUCCAACUGAUUCUGGAAUCGGAAGUGAACAAGGGGACUCGCUUCCAAAAAGAAGACGUCACUUCCGGAAAUCCCUUACUAGUCUGCCAAAAUGCAGAAAUUGUCAGACGGUGUUUGACCAAGUAAGGCCACACGAGAUCACCUGUACCUUUCAUCGUGUUGCAUCGCAACCACUUAAGGCAUGGAAAUCCCAACUUAACCUACUUGACCAGCAGUUAAGCAGUUUGGAAUUGAACAGCUACAGAUUUUGGCCAUGCUGCGAAAAGUAUGGUAUAAAAGAACCUCCGGGAUGCCUCAGGCUGAAGAGUCACGAAAUUAUCUACCCUGAGGAAGAGUAAAAGAUAUCCAAUGAGCGAACGAGAAACUAUUGCCUUUGUGACUCAGCCAGUUUGCAAUAGAAAAAACAACAACAAACAGUGCGUCUACCAUUGGAAAUAUUUACACAGUAUUUUCUAUUAACUCUACAUGUGAUAUAUCAAAUACUCAAAGUACGAGUUUUCGUGUUGACCUGGACUUUUAAAAUUCCCAAUAUACCUCAGUUUUGUUAUUUGGCUAUUCACUUCUUUCUUCUAAAAACAAAUUCUUUUCUGUAAAAAUCUUAUUUCUAUGUUUGGGUUUUAAAGAUAGAUAUGUUUGUAAAUUAUUACAGUUAUAUAUGUUCUUAUAGACAUACGGUCAUACUAUCAGUUAAUGAAACUUAGAAUUAUUAAUCUAUUGAAUAAAUGCAAUUUUAUGUCUCAGUUUGAGAAUAUUAAUCUAUGUAAUGCAGAUUUGUAAAUACUUUUUGUGUAAUAAUUGAAAUGCAGCAUGAUUUGUUUGCAACAUGUAUUUUCAAAGCUAUAUAUUUCAGAGAAUUAGCAAUGGCCAGAUGUUGAGCGGACAAGUACACUUGUACUGACGGUGAUACCUUAUCAGGUGCUGAACCCGACUUGAGCACUUAGUGUACUAUGUAGUAUCAGCUGGCCGGUACAGUUACACAUGAUAGUAAUCUGAUGUAAACCCUGCCUAAAAGAAAUGAGGCAACCUAUUUUAAGCCGAUUUGAAACCAUUUCUUUUUUUAUUAUUCUCUUAAAGAAUAAACUGAUGUAAUAUAUAUAUAACAAAAACUUGAACUUGUCAAACAUGAAAAGAUAAUAAUGUCAUACUUUUAUGCAUACUUAAGGCCUAUUGUAAACGUGGUGCUUUCUUCAAUUAUUUUCCUUACAAUGUGUCCUUUUUUUUGUAAGCAUGGAUGGAAAAAAAUGUGUAUGAUUUUCCUUUCAUUUAACACUAGUUUUUAUUAGAUACUAAUAAUCUAAUUUAGUUACUACUAAUUCAUUUUGACUCGAUUUAGAAGAAAAUGUGAUGUUUUUGAUGCAGUAUCUAGUUGGCUUCGUGGUGAAAACGCUACUGCUGUCAUGUGAGAAGGAGCUAUUGUGGCCCCAUCGGGGAUCAAACGCGAUCUCCAGGUUGACCGAAAAGCUAUGCAUUAGGCUGCUGUUCUUUCUUUUAUCAUAUACAAUAGUUAUGCGAUUAAAUUGUUAAACACAUUGUCCUACGCUAAUAAAAGAUACAAAAAUGAAAUUGGAUGCAACUUUUAAUCGAUUUAAAGACUACAUGUUUCUAAUUUUAGGUAAAACAGUUAUAAGUUUCAAUUUUUGCUUAAAGUACUGUAAGACUUGCAUAUCUUUGCAUGUACUUAUUCUGAAUCUUUCUUGCUUUCGUUUGUUUUGUUACCAUAUUUAUUUAUUUAUGUACGCAUCGGCAUUGUUAUUGAUUAUAUAGUGUGAGUUGUGUAAAAAUAAAUAUAUUAUACUAAA